This is a messenger RNA of Kogia breviceps (pygmy sperm whale), 5706 nucleotides long. It is a transcript of the gene ARSB, whose product is annotated as arylsulfatase B. The record is from RefSeq and is a predicted model, not a curated record. Lineage: Eukaryota; Metazoa; Chordata; Mammalia; Artiodactyla; Physeteridae.
AAAGAUUUUAUUUAACAUUAAUGAGAAAACGGGUAAGGUGUUAACACCAGUUCAAAGGACAAUCCAAGGACCAGAUCAGGAAUAUUAAAUAAAUGUGUAAGUGGAGGCAAAACUUUUUUCCGGCGGUGGUGAGGAUGCCACUCCACUGGAUAGAAUUCAUUUGCAUUUGUAUAAACAAGAAUUAGUUUCCAUUGCUACCGGUUAUCUACAGCCUAUAAAGUUGUAAAACGAUUCCCAUGGAAUCAGAUGCAGAUAACUUGAAAGGAUGCUGUGCAAAAUUUCUUUCCCUACAACUGUUAACAGUUAUUGUGUAUCUCCAGACACAGAGUAGGCAGUCUUGAUGACAAUGGGAAUAUACUGGUCAUAAAGCUAACUUCAAUUCAAUGAGCCUGUGGCUAAGGGAAUUUUUCCUUCCAUCCACAGGUUAUUUCAGGCAAAUUAGAUACUAUACUUCUUUGGUUCACUCCUUGAUUCUGGGAGAGCCAGCUCUUAAAGGGCUCAUGAACCGGACAAACUAAUAAGCUACUCAAUGGCCACACAGCACGCCAAUCAAGAGCCAGGGCAGCCUAAGUAAAACUGCACCUUCAAAAGGGCACCGUGCAGUCGGAGUGUGUAUUUGACCCCUUUUUGCUAGUGGGGAGGAAAUGGUUUCACAGGCGUACGCUAUUCUUAAAUGAAUCGGAAACAUCACCCAGACCUCUGCCUCAUCAUCGUCUCCCCACCUGCACGAGGCUGGGUUCUUUUGAUAGAAAUAAUUCUGCUAGAAAUGAUUCUUUCACGACCUUUAAAACCUCGUAGCUCAAGAUCUGGAGUCGGAACUGGGUUUGGGUUAGGCCCAACCAACUACAAGCUUGUUUAUUCUGGAAAAAAAAAGAAAAAAGAAAAAAGGCAAUAAUUGUGAUUCCUAGCUGCCAGGGUUGCUCCGAGAUUUAAAGAGAUGAGGGCUGUGAAAUAUGCUUUGUAAGCUGUGAAGAGUUAGUACAAAGAACAAAUCUGCUCCUCUUUUACGAUGCCACGAGGCAAAGCUCUUUCGGUGGAAAGGUAAGAGAUCUUAGCUCCUAUCAAGCAUCAACGGAGUUUCCACGGAGCACGGCAGCAAGGGCUGCCCGAGUUCUUCUCCGCUGGCUCCUCCCCCACCACACGGCCCCGGCUCGGGUCAGAGGCGGCGGAGGCUCCGGCGCCGGGCCUCUCCUGCCCGCGGCCUGCUGGGGGUGAAAUCCCGUGCCGGGGCGUGGCAGGGCCCGGCCGCCCAGUUCCUGAUUCUAUAAGCGGGGCCCGGGGCCCGGGGACGCCACAGGAGCGGGCACCGCGGGCGGCGCAGGAUGGGCCCGCGCAGCGCGGCGAGCCUGCCCCGAGGCCCUGGGCCGCGGAGGCCGCUCCUCCCCGCCGUCCUUCCGCUGCUCCUGCUGCUGCUGCCGCCGCCGCCGGGUUCAGGCGCCGGGACCGGCCGGCCGCCCCACCUCGUCUUCGUGCUGGCGGACGACCUGGGCUGGAACGACGUGGGCUUCCACGGCUCGGAAAUCCGCACGCCGCACCUGGACGCGCUGGCGGCCGCCGGGGUGCUGCUAGACAACUACUACACGCAGCCGCUGUGCACGCCGUCGCGGAGCCAGCUGCUCACCGGCCGCUACCAGAUCCACACAGGUUUACAGCACCAAAUAAUCUGGCCCUGUCAGCCCAGCUGCAUUCCUCUGGAUGAAAAACUCCUGCCCCAGCUUCUAAAAGAAGCAGGCUACGCUACCCACAUGGUCGGAAAAUGGCACUUGGGAAUGUACAAGAAAGAAUGUCUUCCAACCCGCCGAGGAUUUGAUACCUACUUUGGAUAUCUUCUAGGUAGUGAAGAUUACUAUUCCCAUGAGCGCUGUACGUUAAUCAACGCGCUGAAUGUUACACGAUGUGCUCUUGAUUUUCGAGAUGAUGAAGAAGUUGCAACAGGGUAUAAAAAUAUGUAUUCAACAAAUGUAUUUACUGAAAGGGCUACAACCCUCAUAACUAACCACCCGCCAGAGAAGCCUCUGUUUCUCUACCUUGCUCUCCAGUCUGUCCACGAGCCCCUUCAGGUCCCUGGGGAAUACCUGAAGCCAUACGACUUUAUCCAAGAUAAGAAUAGGCAUUACUAUGCAGGAAUGGUGUCCCUUAUGGAUGAAGCAGUGGGAAAUGUCACCACAGCCUUAAAAAGCCGUGGGCUCUGGAACAACACAGUGUUCAUCUUCUCCACAGAUAACGGUGGGCAGACAUUGGCAGGGGGCAAUAACUGGCCCCUUCGAGGAAGAAAGUGGAGCCUGUGGGAAGGAGGCGUGCGAGGUGUGGGCUUUGUGGCCAGCCCCUUGCUGAAACGGAGGGGCGUGAAGAACCGGGAGCUCAUCCACAUUUCCGAUUGGCUGCCGACCCUGGUGAAGCUGGCGGGGGGCAGCACAGAGGGCACCAAGCCUCUGGAUGGCUUCGAUGUGUGGAAAACCAUCAGUGAAGGAAGCCCAUCCCCCAGAAUGGAGCUGCUGCACAAUAUCGAUCCAAACUUCGUAGAUGUUUCACCAUGUCCUGGGAACAGCAUGGUUCCGGCAAAGGAUGAUUCUUCCCUUCCAGAAUAUUCAGCCUUCAACACAUCUGUCCAUGCUGCCAUUAGACACAGGAACUGGAAACUCCUCACGGGCUACCCAGGCUGUGGUUACUGGUUUCCUCCACCAUCUCAAUAUAAUGUUUCCGUGAUACCCUCCUCGGACCCACCAACCAAGACCUUCUGGCUCUUUGACAUUGAUCAGGACCCACAGGAAAGGCAUGACCUGUCAAGAGAAUAUCCUCAUAUCGUCAAGCAGCUCCUUUCCCGUCUGCAGUUCUACCAGAAACACUCGGUGCCCGUGUACUUCCCAGCACAAGAUCCCCGCUGUGAUCCCAAGGCCACUGGGGCUUGGGGCCCCUGGAUGUAGGAUUUCAGGCAACCUAAGGGGCAGCUAGAAAGCCUUUCUGUUGCAAGUUGGACUUCAGGCCUUUACUUUGUGACUCUUGUCUCAUUUGUUCUCCCAGCCUGGGUUCACCUGGCCCUUCCCUUGCUCCUAAACCACACUGAGGUGUCUAAUUUCAACCCCUAGUACAUUUGAGAUGCUGAUAAAACCUGAACACUUCUGCUGUUGACUGGGGCGUGUGUCUAGGGGAGAGGGUGGUUGGCUUCAUUCCCUCUUUCCUGAGCUGUGGGACAGCGGGGAACACGAUUUGAAAGAGGAAGUUAUUGAGUCCUGGAACCUGGAGCGGCUGGCUCUUUUUGCCUCACAGGUCAGAUGUUAGAUUUCCCUGUGCUCAUAGCUGGGUUUUAUUGGAGUGAUUCACAUUUCUUUGUAACAUAUGAAAGGGUCAGACAGUUGUUAAUGGUUCUGUUGGCCAGGGGUUCUCCCUGUCUGUGAGAGAUCGUGUUUAGGCAUCCCAUGUGAAUACCCCGGCUUGGUUCACCCCUCGCUCAUGCGUCUCUUCACUCACCUCGUCACUCAUCCCGUCCUGGAGCAUAAGGCUUGUUGCUUUAUUAAGAUCAAUGUGGCACUAGGCCUACUCCUUGGUUUUGGUUUUUUACAAUAAAGAAAUUUGUUUUUUCCCCAGUUUUUUCCAGCCACUGCUCGUCUUGUCUGGACUGCCUGCUACCCGACUCCCUUUGUGGUUCUUUUUCUACCCUUUCUUCUGACUUAGGUAUCCCAUGCCUGGGAAGGCUACUUCGCUUCUCCACUAUGAGCACCACUGGUUUUUGGAACACUGCUGAGGCCUGCCUUCUUUUGCUCCUGACACUAAAGCUAGAGCCCUGCCCAGAAAGGGCAGUGUGUCUGGCUCUGUGGGCAUGCUCAUGGCAGUGCUUGGGUCUCUGUCAUCUGCUUGAUAACUUUUUUUCUAGUUUAUUCUCAUGAGUGUAGCUAUGUCUCAUAAUAUAUUCAGUUGCACCGCUCUUCGGUAGCAGUGAGGAGAAACCUUGGGAAAGGAUAAUAUUGUCCUGAGACGAUGCAAGUAGGCAAUUUGAAAAAGGAAAUGGCCGGCAUCCGGGAUACCGGUCCUUGGUAACACAGAUGAAGGCACAUCCACAUUUCUCUUUUUCUCUCAGUUUUACUGCUUGUAUUGAGGUUCUGAAGUUGGGGAAGGAGGAUGCACAGUUUGGCCUGCCAGCUCUUUCUUUGCCCCACCAAUGUCCUACUAACGUAAACCAGUCCAGAUUAGCUUCAGGAGUGUCAAACUCAGAGAAGUAUGUCCAAAAACUAUACUCUUUUUUUACAUUAGCUCCACUGUUUCAUUCACUGCCUAUCACCAAUGCCUGGAUCAAUGCAUGGUACAUAGAAGGCACUCAAUACACUUUUAAAAAAUAAAUGAAUGAAUGAACAAAUGAGUAAAUGAGAAAGUCUCACACCAUAGAAGGUGAUAGUCCAAUGAGCUGAAUACAGGGCUGAAUAUAAAUAUCUUCCAACCGUCGCUUUUCUGUUCUCGAGCUGCCCUCCUGGGGUAGGAGCACAGUCUGCAUAUCUGGGAAGUCUAGGACAUGCCAUAGUGAAGUUGUAAUGUCCUCUCAGAGGGAGAGGGGCAAAAAAUAUGCCUACUGAAGAUACUCUUCUGCCGAUAAUCCUCAGUUCUCUUCUGCAGAGGACACUAGAAACUAAAACUACCAAGCCAUAUGAUAUAGGUCAUGGUACAGCCAUUUCUUCAAUUCAGUAGCAAUAUUCUCUGGUUAUGACUAACUUGUAUUAAAAUACAGUGAUUGGAAAGAAAUGGUGCUAGAACUAAUGACACCUCUUACCAACCUAUACCCUACUCCUGGGCUGGCAUGCAUCUGGCCAAAAUGCUACUAACUCUCACUCCCAAACCUGUGGCAGAUAUUAUGAACUAACUGAGCCCAGAGGUUCCUUCUGGAGCCUUCUAACCCCAGGGCUGUAGGUACCAUUAAUACUAUAAGAUUGGAGGCCAUCACUACAUGACAGGUACCUAUUUGCUCCCCCAGCUGUCCCAACAGCUGUUCCCAGUUCUAGUUUCUUUUUUUUUUUUUUUUUCCUGCGGUACACAGGCCUCUCACUGCCGUGGCCCCUCCCGUUGCGGAGCACAGGCUCCGGAUGCGCAGGCUCAGCGGCCAUGGCUCACAGGCCUAGCCGCUCCGUGGCAUGUGCGUCCUUCCUGGAUCGGGGCACGAACCCACGUCCCCUGCAUCGGCAGGCAGACUCCCAACCACUGCGCCACCAGGGAAGCCCUAGUUCUAGUUUCUUGAUCUCUAUGUACGAUGUGGAUGUUCUGCACUCGAUGGACCUAAAGGGAAUUUUAAAGACUGAUUUUUUGGUAAAACUUUUGAGAUUUUAUGUUAUCCAUAGUAGAAUGUACUCAUUGAAUUUUCUUAUUCUGUACAAGAAUGUGAACAGAUUCAUAUGCUGUCAUUAGAAGUAUUAAUGGUGUUUCUCUCUGAUUUUGUUUACCUUUAAAGAAGUUUUGUUUAUUUGUUUUUCUUUUUACUACCUGAUUGUGCCAGAUUUGGGGGACAAAAAAAUUAAAUUUAUCUUUGAAAAUGUGUCAGCUGUGAGUAUGAGGUUUCCAUUUGGGAGAUGAAAAAGUUCUGGAACUCGAUAGUGGUGGUGGUUGCACAACAUCAUGAAUGCACUUAAUGCCUCUGAAUUGUAUACUUUAAAAUGGUUAAAAUGUGUAGUUUUUAACCACAAUUUCAAAAAUGUGUUGGCCCAUUUUAUGGCAUGUGAAUUAUAA